GUAUUUUUGUAAUCUUACAAAAUAGUUUCGAAAAUACGAUUUCAAGAAAUAUCCGUUGUCUGUAAGUGGAAACAACGAAAAACGGUUUUGAAAAAAAAAAAAAAAAACUUUAACUUCUCUCUUCCUUUUUUUUUUCUUCACUUGUUUCAAAAUUCGAAUUUUCUCUUUGAUUUUUCUUUUCUCUUUAUCUAUUCUCGUUGUUUUGAAAGAAAAGAAAAGAAAUGUUUGAGCCUCAACGUUUCGUAAAUUUACAAGAGAAUUCGAAUUUCGGAGACCCCAAAUCCUUUCUUUCAGGUGAUAAUCGCAACAUCAUGAACGGCAACUCCUCCCCGACUCACCUUCCAGCUCACUCUUCACUCACUUACUCUAACGCCAAUCUGGAUCGCGUCCUCUACAACGAUCUCGUCGAAAUGAUCCCUCUUGUUCAAUCCCUCAUCGAGAGGAAACCAAGUAGUUCAUUUACAAGGCGUGGUUCGAUGAUAUACACCAAGACCCCUUCAAGGGAAUCCUUAUCUGGAAAUGUUACCGAUAUGAAAGGGAGGAAUGGAGCUCAGUCAAUUCCAAUGAGAAAGAAAAAAGAUAAAGUCGACAAGAAUGGUAGUAAUAAUCAAGAUGGUGACGACUGCUCAAUAUUUUCCUCAGAGGCUUUGGCAACAGAAAAAGAGAAUGAAGAGUUAAUUUCAUUGAGGAAACAAGUGGAGGAUCUGCAAAAGAAGUUGCUAGAGAAAGAUGAACUUUUGAAAUCAGCAGAGCUUUCAAAGAACCAGAUCAAUGAUGUUCGUGCUGAACUUGGUAAAUUGAAGCGAGAUGCUGCAGAAAAGGACUCUUUAAUCAAGUCUAUUCAGUUGCAACUCUCUGAUGCCAAGAUUAAACUUGCAGACAAGCAGGCUGGCCUGGAAAAGACACAGUGGGAAGCAAUGACAUCGAAGCAAAAGGUGGAGGAGCUGCAAAAUAAUAUUGAUUCCAUGCAAGGAGAAUUUUCAUCAUUUAUGCUGUUGUUAAAUGGUUUAACAAAGAAUAAUCCCACUACACAUGCUGAUGAUUAUGAUUUAGAACCAUACCCUUUGGAUCCUCUCCCUUGUAUGGAUGAUGUAAAUGACGAGGAGCUGCAGAAAAUGGAAGAAGCAAGGCAAGCUUAUGUUGCUGCUGUUGCUGCUACAAAAGAGAAGCAAGAUGAAGAAUCCCUUGCUGCUGCAGCUAGUGCAAGGUUAUAUCUUCAAUCAUUUCUUUUCAGAUCAGAAAGUAUGGAAUAAAGCAAUAUAAGAAUUGAAGUAGGCUUGGCAACCUGUGUAUACGUGUCACGUUCGGUGUUUUGUUUUGUGUAAGCUGUGUAAACACAAACGCAACACAACACAACACAACACAAAUGUGUAUUAAACAUGUUGGUGUCCAUUGCGUUACUAGUGCAUAAAUUUCUCGGGUUGUGCUGUGUUUAUUACACAGGUUUCAUGUUUUACUAAACGUGUAGUGUUCGAAAUUGUCUGAUCUUAGCUUGAAGCAUUCCGCACAAGCUCAUUUAUGUAUUAGCACUAUUUGUUUCAUACUGUAGGCGUUUAUUUACUGUAUCUGAUCUCCUUCACUCUCACCCGUCUUUCUUUUUUAUUAUUUCCAUGUUUAUUAUAUGACAAUACCUGCCGGGUAUUAUCCGCUUUGACUCA
Molecule: messenger RNA, 1658 nt
Organism: Gossypium arboreum
Lineage: Eukaryota; Viridiplantae; Streptophyta; Magnoliopsida; Malvales; Malvaceae
Product: protein MICROTUBULE BINDING PROTEIN 2C
Exons: 5
Coding region: 222-1253 (343 amino acids)
Biological process (GO): plasmodesmata-mediated intercellular transport
Molecular function (GO): microtubule binding
Source: RefSeq, a predicted model, not a curated record